UUCCCAUCAUCCUCUGCACGAACCCGCCCUGUUUUUGGCUCAGGUUGUUGUUAUAGUCAUCGAUGUAGGGAAGGAGUCAUCGCUACCAGCUUAGCGUUGUUAAAUUCCGCGAUUACAGUAAAACGGCAGUAAGUGAUAUAGAUAUUAUUACUAUUAUUAUUAGAGCUACAUUAACCUGCAGUGACCGCAGGGAUGGAGGUGAUCGAGUCGAUAGUUACGGACGGUAUUGAGGUAGAAGAGUCCACAGCCACGGUUUCUACUCUGGAGUGCGAAAAGUCGAAAACAGAGUUUGUAUGGACAUUACAAGCCACGUGGCAUCUGGUUCGAGUUCGUCUGGAAAUGGACCACGAGUUUGACCAGCCUGUGUGCAAGAAGAAGAAGCUUUGGGAGACAGUGGCCGAGAGAGUGACUGUCAGGUUAAGAGAAGAGGGCUACCAGGACGUGGCAGUGAAGGCCUUCGAGUGUGACCUCAAGUGGAGAAACAUGCUGGCAACUUAUCGGAAGAACACAGAACGGGCCAAGAGGCUCGGGCCCCACAGCGUCCACUGGGAGUUCUUCAAGACCAUGCACGAAGUUCUGGGCCGCAGCUACGAGGAGAUCGAGGCCCAGCGCAGAGCCAAGCUGAGCUGCACCAAGGUGGGCAAGGCCAUGGCCAAUAAACGUUACACACCCAUCCUACCCACCCCCACUCUAACAACCACAGCAGCCCCUCCCAGCAGACCCCCACAGGACGUCCUCCAGCUGUACCUGGAGCUGCAGGAGAGGAAGCUGAACAUGUGGGCGCAGCAGAAGGCUCUGGAGGAGAGGAAGAUCGAGGCUAUUAAUAACCUGGCCAGGGCCAUCAGCAGCCUGGCACAGGACAGUACAGCGCAGGUGUCCAGAGAGCCCACAGUCUCUGACCCGCUGUCUUCACUUUCAUCAUAACACUAAAAAAAGAUUACAAAAAGUACAACAGAACUAUUUCAUGUACAUUUUCACACAGUAGUGUAAAACAGACAAUAAACACAAUACAUCAAGAUUUUCAUUUCAGAUUUUUACGUUUAAACAGUUGAAAGCUGAAUAUAUUCCCACACAGAUUUACCACACCCAAGUAAACACUGUCUAAUAAAACCUGUUAUUUCCUUUC
This is a messenger RNA of Astyanax mexicanus (Mexican tetra), 1126 nucleotides long. RefSeq lists its product as uncharacterized. The record is from RefSeq and is a predicted model, not a curated record. The coding region runs from base 193 to 924 and encodes 243 amino acids. Lineage: Eukaryota; Metazoa; Chordata; Actinopteri; Characiformes; Acestrorhamphidae. The transcript has 2 exons.